Molecule: messenger RNA, 970 nt
Organism: Mixia osmundae IAM 14324
Lineage: Eukaryota; Fungi; Basidiomycota; Mixiomycetes; Mixiales; Mixiaceae
Exons: 4
Coding region: 86-766 (226 amino acids)
Biological process (GO): protein histidyl modification to diphthamide
Molecular function (GO): diphthine-ammonia ligase activity
Source: RefSeq, a predicted model, not a curated record
AAGCGCGCGCUAUCGCAUGCCGCAGAAGCCCACCGGCAGAUUGUCGAUUUCCCUUCCAAUACGCUUCUCAGCAGCCCAAUGACAAAUGAAGAUCGUCGGUCUCCUCAGUGGCGGCAAGGACUCGUGCUUCAAUCUUUGUCACUGCGUUGCACAAGGACAUCAAGUCGUCUGUCUCGCUAGUCUUGCUCCACCCAAGGGCACAGAUGAGCUCGACUCGUACAUGUAUCAGACUGUGGGCCAGGAUGCCAUUGAGACCAUAGCACAGGCCAUGCAGCUGCCGCUUUAUCGCCGCAUCAUCACCGGCAAGGCGCUGGUGCAAACGAUGCAUUAUGGCUCAGAAGGUGCCACAAACGGAGACGAGACAGAAGAUCUGUAUGAGCUGCUGCAAAACAGGGAACAUCCGGAUGUGCGAGGGGUCUCAGUGGGCGCCAUCCUGUCCAGUUAUCAGCGUAUUCGCGUAGAAGAUGUUUGCGCACGCCUCGGCCUGACUUCUCUGGCAUACCUCUGGCAGCGAGACCAGAAUGAGUUGCUUGAUGAAAUGGCACAAGCUGGUCUCGUGUCCGUCUUGAUCAAAGUCGCAGGUGCCGGACUGCGCACGCGCCAUCUCGGGCAAAGCGUGACCAGCUCACCAAUGCGAGAAGAGCUGCGACGGUUGCACGCAAAGUAUGAACUGCAUCCAUGCGGCGAAGGCGGCGAGUAUGAAACUUUCACGCUUGAUUGCAGUCNUUUCAAACAACGCAUCGAGCUAGACAGAGCUAGUGCUUAGCUCAGCCAGCGAAGACGAUUUCUCAACGGUAGCUCAUCUUCGGAUCAAGCGAGCGAGACUGGUCGAUAAGUCACCAGUCAUCGAGUCACUCACUGUGCCUCCGCUGCUUGACGAAUACUAUCUCGAGCUUUUGAGGCCAUCAGGCGGCUCCUCGAUGCCGCUCCCGUCAAGCCCGCGAGACGCGAUGCAGUCGGCUUUUGCCCC